This is a messenger RNA of Octopus bimaculoides (California two-spot octopus), 7439 nucleotides long. RefSeq lists its product as uncharacterized. The record is from RefSeq and is a predicted model, not a curated record. NCBI's taxonomy places the organism in Eukaryota, Metazoa, Mollusca, Cephalopoda, Octopoda, Octopodidae.
UGUUUUUUUUUAGAGAGUACAUUCGAGAAAGACGUGUUUGUAUGCGAAUGACUUACUCGGUGGAAGGAAUCUGUGCCAUGAACACAGGGAACAUUAUACAUCAUCGCCCUGAUCAAAAUUCAUUUAAAAACCGGACUUCGAGUUGUAAAAACAAAUCAAAUCGCAUAGGCAUCUAUCUAUGACUGGAAGCAUCAACAGACAGGCUUUCACUUUGGAAGACGAAAAAAAGCUAAUCGCCAUUUUGAGAACGAAAACUGUUUUUAUCAAGUGACUCUUAUUUUUCUUUUCUCUCCUAUUUUGUUAUUAUUUCAGUAAUUACCUUUACUUUUUUUAGGUCUUAUAGUUAUAUUUUUUCUUAUUUUCAGAAAUCAACUUCUAAAUUUUAUUAAUUUGGUUUUAUUUUUUUUUUGUUAAGAAUAACAUUGCUUUCAUUAAUCUUGAAUAUUUUUUUAAUUUUGUAAUUAUUUCUCAAGUAGAUUAAUAAUAUUAAGCUAUCAGAAAUAUAAUUCUUUAUUUUUUACGACCAAAAAAGAAAACAAAGCUAAGUUAUAAUUUUUUAUAUGUAAAGUAAAAAAUAGAAAUUUUUUUUAAAUAUUUAAAUUCUAUUUAACUGUAAAGAGGUGAAGAAAAAGAAGAAAAAAAGCUCGUUGAACUGGUUUUAUUGUCAAAACAACCAUAAGUGUGUAUUUUUAUCUGCUACCAUCAGACCAGAGUCGAGUGCUUGCAGUGGUGUACGUGUUUAGCAGCUAAACAACAACAACAAUAAUAACAGCAGUGGUAGUCGUGAGUGAAGCUAAGCUCGCCAGCAUCUGGAACAAAUCUAGUCUGGUCUGCUGUUUAUUAUUAUUAUUAUAUGCUUUACCUGUGUAUGUUUACACCAAACCUGCUGCCAGUCACUUUAACUUUCGCCAGGCGAUUAGCUCAACAACGAAAGUAAAGCAAUUUUUCUCACCUUCGAAUUUUAAUGAACACCAUUUUGAUUCUUGAUUCUUGCAAAUAGCAGCAGCAACAACAACAACAAUACUACUACUACUACUACAAAUAUUGAUAACCAAAGAAAACCUGCAGCGAAGAUUUUUGACUUAUGACUUUCCCCAAAAUGAAGAAAAUUGGAACGGGUGCUUCAGGACAAGUGCGGCUGCAACGCCAAUCCAUGGCAGGUACAACAAAGAGAGCCUAUCAACAUCAUCAACAUCACCAACAGCAGCAGCACUCUUUUAAUAAGAAUGGACCAGCCAUCUCUUCUGAGAACAGCUUUGCGUUAUCUACGCCAUCGAUGAAUCGGGUGGCGCAGCAGCAACAACAUCAACUGCAGCAACAGCAGCAGCACUUACAGCAGUUAAUUCAAAAGCUGCAGUCGAACAACAACAACAAUAAUUCGAACAAUAUGGCUGUGUUGCCACAAAUGUAUUAUUCGUCCUAUACACAGCAGCAGCAUCAUCAACACCAGCAACUGCAAACACCACACUUUAAUAACAACCAACAACGUCGGCACAACAGUAGCAGUAUUACUACUGCAACCACCACCAACACCACCACCUCUACUACUAAUAAUAAUAAUCAGCAGCUCCGCAGCUUACUCACACACGAAGGAGACAUUCCGUCCUUGGCCUCUACUACAACCACUAAUAAUAAUAAUAAUACCAGUCAAGUGUCAUCUAAAGCGGACACAGCUCCCUCUAGUGCUGUUCCAGGUAAUGCCUAUGCAGCGGCCAAAUUCAGUGACCCUCCUUCACCCAAAGUGCUUCCGAAACCGCCUGUUCAUUGGACUACAACGACAAAGACCACAGUUCCUUUCAAUAGUGACGACAUGGCAUUAUCGUUUCAAGCAGCGAUGGCAGCAGCAUCGAACAGCCACAUCCCCAUGGGUAACAACAACAACAGCAUCAGCAUCAAUAAUGUUGGUAGUAAUAUCAGUUGUGCUAGUGAUGCGAGACUGCCCUUCCCCGCUGCCCCUCCUUACUGUUCCAGUUCUGCUGAUAACAUCACCAGUCAUUUGAGGAUGAUGCUCAAGCUAACAGUUCAGGCGUAAGACAAACAGACACAGACAGAUAGACAGAUCGUGGCAUAUCUGGACUCAUGAAAUAUAAAAAAUUAAAAAAUUAACCAAAAAAAAUACGACAAAAAUAUAUACAGAACGAAUCAGGAAAUAAGAAAAAUAAUAUAAGAAUAAAAAAUGACGAACGAAGCGAAAUAAGUUAAAACUAUUUAAAAACAGAAAAUGAAAAUCGUCUGGGUGGGGGGUUUAUCAAAAUGUGAAUCAGGAGAACCACUUCCGAACAGUUCUUUAAAAAAAUCUGUGUUAUCUGAUCGGCGAACAUUCCAAAUAUUUUUAUAAUGAUUAUGGAUCAGUAUUAACGAAAUGUGCUUUUUUUCAGUGAAGGUGCAUUUUUUAUUACUGAUGAGAUAUAGAUAUAAAUUGUAUAUAUAUAUAUAUAUAAAAUAUAUAUAAGUGUGUAUAUGUACAUGCCACAAAAUCUGCCAUAUCAAACAAUUCACUAGACCUUUCAUACGUGUUUCCUCAACUCGUCCCAUCUUCACCCCUAUCUCCGUGUCCUCCUCCCCCUACUUCAACACUACGCAUGAAGGUGUCAAAAAGCAAAAAUAACCCACCUUUUUUUUGCGUAUCCCCUACCCCAAUGGUCUUAUACACCACCACCUAAUAACUGCCAAACGAACAGGUCGACAUUUUUUAAAAAUAUAUCUUUGAUUCUAUAUUUAUAUAUCUAUAUUGACAGAUCAUAGCUUAUCGCUUCCAUUCACACACACACAUGCUGAUAUGCAUAUAUAUCAUGUAUGAAUAUAUAUAAUGCAUUACAUAUACACAAAUAUAAUGCAUUUGUAUAUAUAUGAAUGUAUGUACAAUGCAUUAUAUAUAUGAAUGUAUGUACAAUGCAUUAUAUAUAUGAAUGUAUGUAUAAUGCAUUAUAUAUAUGAAUGUAUGUAUAAUGCAUUAUAUAAAUGUAUGUAUAAUGUAUUAUAUAUACAUAUGAAGUAUGUAUAAUGUAUAUAUAUAUAUGAAGUAUGUAUAAUGCAUUAUAUAUAUAUGAAUGUAUAUAAUGCAUUAUAUAUAUAUGAAUGUAUAUAAUGCAUUAUAUAUAUAUGAAUGUAUAUAAUGCAUUUAUAUAUAUAUGAAUGUAUAUAUAAUGCAUUUAUAUAUGCGAAUGUAUAUAUAAUGCAUUUAUAUAUGCGAAUGUAUAUAUAAUGCAUUUAUAUAUGCGAAUGUAUAUAUAGUGCAUUUAUAUAUGCGAAUGUAUAUAUAUAUAUAUAUAUAGUGCAUUUAUAUAUGCGAAUGUAUGUAUAUAUAUAUAUAUAUAGUGCAUUUAUAUGUGAAUGUAUAUAUAAUGCAUAUACAUAUGCGUAUAUAGAUAAUCCGUUAUAUACAUAUAUAUAUAUAUGCAUUUAUAUACAUAAACACAUACACGUAUAUUCUACAGAGUGAGUUUCUAAUUGCAACCGAAAUCGUUACUGAGAAGUCCAGUUGAGACUGCUUAAAUUUUUCAUUCGGAUUUUGAACUCAUCCUAUGUAAGAAAAAUGUUUGAACAGUCGAUGGAACUAUAUAAAUAAGCUAACAAAAGCUAUUAAAUUGGCCAGUUUAUUAUAUUUGAUAAUUAUAUAUACUAAAAUAUUGCAAGGAGGGCGAGAUGCAAUGUCUUUGGCCAGACAUUUGGCGAUUAUAUUGAAAUGCUAUUUAUAUAGUUUAACUUCCCUGAUAAACUGUCUCCAAAGACGUUUCUAGUGAGUUCUAAAUUCGUUAUUGAUUUGUGUAACUUUAAAAGAAAAAUUUAAGGAGUCUCUAGGUUGGAUUAACUUUUUUUUUUUUUUAAUUCAAAUACCACUAGAUCUUGUUAAGAUCUGAUAUCUGAGAUGAACUCAAACUCUAAGCAGCUUUUUUCUCCCUUCAGGAAUAUCUAAACAAACUGCUGAAAAGAAGAAAACUUUUCGAUUUAAAGAUCUGUGAGGAUAAUGAAUAUACUAAAUUUUGUAUAGAUCUCGAUGUGAUAAAUAGCAUGUUAUUUUUACCCCAUCCCUGAUAUUAUUCCCUUGUUCAUUCAUUACAUAUCCACUGAUGGAUAGAUAUUCAAACUCCUUUGGCAGGCGACAGUGAAAAUUGGAACUAAUGCAUGUAUAUUUUGUGUGAAAGCAUUUGUGUGUGUAUAUAUAUAUGUAUAUACAUAUGUAUAUAUAUAUUUUUUUUAUGUGAAAUUGUGUACAUUGGGAGGGCCAUUUUGCCAGUAAAAACACACCGGUUGUAUUUCAUUUUUUUAUGAUCAUCAAUUAACUUAGAUACUAAUCAGAUGUCUGAUCAGUCAGUCAACCUGUUGUUUGUUAAGUCCUUCCAUUUCAGUCUCUGACUAUUUUAAUAACUUGCCCUUGUCUGCUCUUUCUGUGACAGAAGAGGAACAUAUCAGAGCAUGUCGUAGAUAAUGUUGCAAACUGCAAUGAAAGAUUUCUAAUGAACCAACAAAUCAAUUAAUCAAACAGUUAAUUAGUUAAUUAACUGUCAGAUAUUAAUAAAAAGAAGUGAAAUACAACCAGUGCUUUUGUUUUUAUAGGCAAAAUGAGUCUACUGACCCUCCUAAACUAUAACAUAUGUAAUAUAUAUAUAUAUAUAUAUAUCCUAGGGUUACCAUGGACAUGGUUAGACCAUAUAGAAUAAAAUACUCAAAGUAUUAAUCAAUUAGUGUGAACAUGUUUUAUUAAAACAGUGAGUCCAGCAAAAGGUAUUUUGUUUUGAAAACACAUCCAGUGUAUGAAACAGAAUCUCUUGGACUCGUUUUAAUAAUAAUUGUACGCACACACACACACACAUAUAUAUAAAUUACAUAAGUGAAAGAAAGAAAGUGAGCACUGUGUACAUAUGAAUGUAUGUUUUGUGUAUCUGGAGUAAAAUAAGCAAUUUGUGUAUUUGCUGUUUAAAAAUGUUGGGUUUGAAAUCCUUUCUAUUCACUGUCCAUUUUGAAGUUGAUGAAUUUAGACCAAGCUAUAUAUUCCCAGGUAUAGGCUUACACAAUAAUAAAUUCAUCUUUUUUUUUUUUUUUUUAAUCUGUGACUUUACUGUGAUUCACACAACAUUAUUUUUUUGUAAUAAUGUUUAGGAGUGCUUCGAUGAAUCUGGAAUUUGUUUUCCGGAACUUAAAUUUUUUUUUUUUUUUUUUUUCAUAGUUGAAAAAUGCUUCAAACUAUCACAGUUUAAAAUCCCUUAUAGUAUUAAACUAUACUUUACUUGUAUUUUCUUGCUAGAAACAUAGAACUUUUUUCUUUUUCUUUUUUUUUCUUUUUUUCUUUUUUAUACCUAAAAAUGCUUGAAAUUACUACAAUCUAAAUCCUAAUUAGUACAGUAUAUGCAAUUUUGAUUUUCUUUUCUUGCUUCAAAUAGAUACUUAGAACAAUUUUUAAAAUUGAAAGUCUUAACAUUCUGACCUAAUUAGAAUUACUUAUUCUACUAGGGGUAAUUUAGCUUUUCUAUUUAUUAUAUACAGUAAGGUGGUUAUCAGUCUUUCGGGAAUUAAUCUCUGUGCACAUUGCAUCUCAUCCUGAUAUUUUUAUCUGUCAUUUAGAAAUAAUCACUAUGUCUCAAAAUAUUACUGGCAAUAGUUAUGGGGAAGUGCAGGGCUUAUUUAUUUUCAAAAUUCUUUCAGUGUAUCUUAGUAUUUUUUUUAAAGAUUACGUAAACAAACAUUUAUGAUUAGAAAUUUAAAGUCUAAAUUGAAGUUUGUGGAGGGUACAUUUCAAAAUGGCAUGGUUUAUUUACAUUAAUUUUUUUAUUAUUAACCAAUUUAAGGACCUGUUUUCUGCCUUCUUUAAAGCAUUCUUAUAAGUAUUUUAUAAAAACUAAAUCUCUUCCCCUCUCCCUCUAAAAUCCAGAUUCUCUUUAUGAAUUCCUGUUGUAAUCACUAUAGUAAAUUAAUGUAUAUUGAAUCAAAGAAUGUGGUUUCAUAUAUAACAACAUAAGAACUUUUCUUUAAACUGUUUAGGGUGCAAAAAUGUAAACAUUUUCAUGGUAAUUUAUUUAACUGAUUUAAUGUGACUAGUUUGAUUUCACUAAUUUUACUAUCUGCUCUUAAAUAUUAUUAUAAUUAUUAUAUCUACAUAUCCACAAGGAUGCUUUUUUAUUUUGGGGUCACUUUUAUUUUUCUCUCUAUCUCAAAUUAUAUUUUAUAUAAAUCACAUUGUUAGGGAAUAUAUUUCUAUAUUAUUAGUCUGUUCCAACAUUGUACUGAAAUUGUAAGUGGUAUAUUCGAUACCUGUGGACUGUUAUAUUUAUAUUGUGCCAGCUCUUUUAAGUUACUUGAAGGUCUAAGAAAAUUUGAAAUUGACAGAAUUCAUAAUUGAAAUUUAUAAUGGAAUAUUUAACAAGGUAGACAAUCUAAUUGCUUAAAUUAUAUAUUCUCAAAUUGUUUUUUUUUUUUUUUCUAUUAUUAUUAUUUGGAAAGAAAUCAUUUUUAAUAUUUUGUUUAUCUUCACAUAUUUUAAUUUUAUUUUAUUUUACAUAUUCAAACUGUAGACAUGGACAAGUAAAGAGAAGUAAAUGUUUGCUUGGUUCACCAUGCAUAUUUUUUCUCUUUUUAUGUUUUGUCCAUCUAUUUGCUAAUAUAUGUACUUGACCAGUUGAUAGUUUGUAAUAUUUUCCCAUUUAUGCAAAUGAAAUAUUUUGAUAAUUAACUUCAUUGGUAAACAUUUAUUUUAUUAAACUUUUGGAAAGUUAAAUAUUUGUGAAAAUAACGCUACAUAAUGACCAUGAAUUUGUGGGCAAAAGAUUCUGUCAAUUUUUAAUACCAAGUCUUCUCUGUUGGUAAAUAAUACUUCUAAGUAUUCCUUAUAUGAUAAAUAAUUUGAUUCUUAUUCUAAGAAUUCUUAUAGAUGCAAAAUUGAAAUACUCAUGAUUUUGAAAUAAUGGGAAACAAGUUAAUUUCACUUGAGAUUAUUUCCAGCAAUAUUGGGAUUCUAAAUAGUGGGCUUGCAGAAGCUGUCUGCUAAUAUUGUGUGAUAGUUUAAAUGUUGCUAACUGGUGAUUGACUUGGAGUGCUUUCCUUAGGCCUUAGUGUUCUCUUGGCAUGUCUCAUUGUGUUAUUGCAAUGGCCAUGCCAAGAAUAUAAACGUUGCUGAAACUAAUGGAUAUGUUGUUGGUAUAUUAAUAUUGUUGGUAUUGUAUGAUUGAUAUUUGUUCAUGUCAUACCUGUUCAUUUGGCAGUUUUCUUCACGCCUCCCCCCACACCCUUUCCUGUCCCCUUCUGGUAUUUUAAUCACAGCUCCUGAUCAAAUUUGCAUAUCUGACCAAAAAUGUCUGAGACUUGACAGUCCUUUCUUUUAAAUUUUUUUUUUUUUUUUUAAAUUUUACAGAAAAUUCUUAAGCAUUGAACAAGGAUAAAGACUUCUUUGAUGCUGUGCAAUAUGUGAAUAACUGUAAUUUUUUGAUAAAAAUGUUUAUUGUAAA